AAAGAAACUACAGCUCUUCCCACAAUGCAUUUAUUACUAGUUCCGGUUUCCCAUGAUGCCUUUGGUCCAAAUAUGGCCGAUUAUUUAACUUGACUUUGGUGUCGCCAGUGAAUCCGAGCUUGCUCCUGCGUUUAUGGGAUUGUAAAUUGCACGAAUAGAUGUAAAAUAUAAAUCCAGAACAAUGCCGAAGUACUACGAGGACAAAGAGGAGGAUGGCCGAGCGUGUGCCGGGAUCAGGGAGGAUUUCAAAGCCUGCCUCCUCCAACACGACUGCGUAGUAAAGGAGGGGAAGCUGCCCAGCAAGUGCCUUAAGGAAGGCCACUGCAAAGCCUUGCAGACCUCCUUCUUCGAGUGCAAGAGGUCAAUGCUGGACACACGGUCAAGAUUCCGGGGCAGAAAAGGAUAUUGAUGAACCUUCCCGGGACUUUAAAAUGCCAUUCAGCAGAGUGAAUACUAGAUUGUCAGUUGUAAAUAGAAAUGUAACUAAUAUGAUUUCAAAUACACCGUUCUUAGAAGUAUGCAGCUUCUUUUAUAUUGUCAGAAUGUUUGCAGUUAAUAUAUAUAUUAAUAUAACAAUAAUAAUAUAAUAAUAAUAAUAAUAAUAUAAUAUUAAUAUAACAGAGAAUACCAACAGAGAAUACCAAAUUGAGAAAGCAACUAAUACAUGUCACGGGCAUGGUGCCUGACAGGAUCUCAGACCACUGGUGAGAACCUCAUGUUGCCCGGUGAUACCAGUAUUCCCAGUAACAAAAUAUUGGAGAUUCAGCCUUGAGAACAGUCACUCUUUGAACGACUUCAACAAUUUAUCUGACCUGACACAGUUUGUGGCAUUAGAUGAUAUGGUGUAUUUGCGGUGUGUAACUGAAAAUAAAUGACUUGUACAUAAAGAAAAGAC
Lampris incognitus (smalleye Pacific opah) is the source of this 895-nucleotide messenger RNA. Its product is annotated as cytochrome c oxidase assembly factor 5. Gene Ontology annotation, cellular component: mitochondrion. Gene Ontology annotation, biological process: mitochondrial respiratory chain complex IV assembly. The record is from RefSeq and is a predicted model, not a curated record. Bases 182 to 409 code for a protein of 75 amino acids. The transcript has 3 exons. NCBI's taxonomy places the organism in Eukaryota, Metazoa, Chordata, Actinopteri, Lampriformes, Lampridae.